GCGAAGCUCUUCCCGCCGGUUCCCCCUCUUUCCUUUCUAUACUCAUUCUGAAGCGACGGCAAACAACUCCCGAAUCCCGAACUUUCCCGUUGCCCUCUGUCGCCCAGCCAUGGAGAUGAACGAUGGUGAAGAAGAGGAGGAGUUCGAAUUCUCUCGGAAUUACUUUUUGGCGAAAGAGUUGGGCGGCUCCAGUAAGAAAUCCGGCCGCAAGAUCUCCGAUAUUGAUCCCGUCGACGAGCAGGAGCUAAGAACGGCCGCCAACAACCUUGAGCCGAAACAUGAGAGAGAGGUUGCUUCACUUAUGGAGAGCUACAAGGCGUCGUAUCCUGAGUGGGUUUUCAUGCUCAGGACCGGUUUUGGACUUCUUAUGUAUGGGUUUGGUUCCAAGAAGGCCUUGAUUGAAGAUUUUGCCUCUACCUCAUUAACCGAGUAUUCUGUGGUUGUAAUCAAUGGGUAUGUUCAGUCUAUCAAUCUGAAGCAGGUUAUGGUUGCCAUAGCUGAAGUAUGGUGGGAUCAACUCAAGGCUAAGAGAAGAAACUCUCCUUCUCAAGCUCAACAACCAUUUAACUCUCGAUCUAUUGACGAUCUUCUUGCAUUUAUGGAUGGGCAAGAGGCGGAUGAUGAUAAGUCCUUUGUCUGCAUCAUUGUGAACAAUAUUGAUGGGCCUGGCUUAAGAGAACCCGAAAGUCAGCACCUUCUUGCUCGAAUCGCUUCUUGUACACAUAUCCGUAUCAUUGCCUCUAUUGACCAUGUCAAUGCUCCACUGUUGUGGGAUAAGAAGAUGGUUCACACCCAGUUCAACUGGUACUGGUAUCAUGUCCCUACCUUUGCACCUUACAUGUUUGAAGGAGUGUUCUUCCCUUUGAUACUCGCGCAUAGCAGCACAGCGCAGAGUGCGAAAACAGCUGCAAUAGUUUUGCAGAGUUUGACUCCCAAUGCCCAGAGUGUGUUCAGAGUACUUGCGGAGUAUCAGCUUUCUCAUCCUGACGUAGAAGGCAUGCCGAUUGAAAGCUUGUAUGCAGCCUCGCGAGAGCGGUUCCUCGUGUCAAGCCAGGUUACACUGAACUCUCAUUUGACGGAGUUCAAAGAUCACGAGUUGGUCAAGACUAGAAGGAAUGCUGAUGGUCAAGACUGCGUCUAUAUUCCUCUUGCUAAUGAUGGGUUGCAGAAGCUGCUGCCGGAGAUCAAUCCUUAGCGUUGUUUGUCCUUCUGUAACAGCCAGAAGCUGCUGCCGGAGGUCCAAUUUUGCACUAUAUAACUGCAACAACCUCAUGGACGCUGCAAUUUUUGUUUUUGUUUUUUAAGACAUGAGUAAGGAGAUUUCAGUUCCAGUUGAAGAAGAUUUCCCCGCUUAAAAGUUUAAAUGAGUCUAUUUAAACUUUAUUUUUUUAUAAAUGAUUUAAGGUCGAAGAUGUAGUGGAAAUUUCAAUGAGUUGUCAUCAUGGUUUGAGAUUGAUGGAAGUCCAGUAAAUGUGGAAGAGAGUCUGAUACGCCACCGUAGAAAGAAGGUUUGUAAGAACCUUUUGGAAGCUAAUUCAGGUCCCAUGUUAUAGUCUCUUGCAAUGAAUUUUGUGUCUACGAUAAGACAUCAAUGAUAAUCUAUUGUGAGAUAUAAGGUGAAGAUAUUACAUAGUAUAAGGAAACCAUUAAGCUCAACUAUGUUUAGGAAGGAGGGAAAAAAAUGUUUAUCUAACGAAAGGUGAAAAUGAAGUUAGAGAUACGAAAAAAAAAUGUCUAUCUAACUAUGUUCAGCAAUCCACGUUCUUCAUUGUUUUUAAGGCCGAUUCUCCACAACAUAAUAAAUUUCUUGAGUUAUUUCCUACAAUCCUCCCCACUAGAAACCUCUCCAACCUCUGUCGGGCUUCCGCUAAAAAAUAGACGAAGAGGCUUUUAGGUUACCCACUCGCUUUUCCUUUUGUGAUUUAUUGUUUUGUAAUCGAAUUAAUCUGAUUUCAUUCAAUUUUUUUAUAGAUGAGUGUUUAUAUAUACGAUCCUCGAUUGUAUAUCAAUCCCGUGUCAAGGGAUGCACAAUAUUUAACCGAGCAUUUAACACAUUGUUCCCGUGCCAUUUAGCACAAUAAUCCGGUAGGCACGCCAUACCGUCUAAAACUUUAAUUUUCAGUAUUUUGUUUUCCUUUUACUAAUAGUUUGCUAAUUUUGCAAUUUUUUUCGUAGGAAUCACUCAUUCUCAUCACCCAUAGAGGGACUUCAUGCUUGCCUGAAUGACAUGACCGACUAAAGUCGUAUCUAGAGAGGACGGGUUUGGAAAUGAUGAGACACUUCAUGCGGAUUGAGAUCGACAACAAUCUCUUGACGACAAUGUCAGAAAGGUGGGGCCGAAUUACACACCUUCCCCUUUCAUGAGUGGGAAAUGACGAUCACUCUCAGAGACAUUGUCAUCCUCACCGAGAUGUUGAUCACUGGAGAGGGCAUUAUCGGCACCUCGAGAGUUCCCGAGAAGGCUUGGGCCCUAGAUUAGGGAACGUUUGGACUUUGACAUGCCGACGACGGCGACAAUCCAAGGACGGGGGCAUCCACCGGUGAAUGCAGGACAAAUAUUAAUCAUAUGGCUUGUUGAUCACAUCCAAGAGGAGGUUGAGAUUGAUGCAUACACCUCCGAAAAAUAAGUGGAGCAGUAUGCACGUGUCUACCUCAUUGUCGUGGUUGGUGGAUUCAUGUUUCCAAACAAGGAGAAUAGGUGGGUACAUGGCAUGUGGUUACCGUUGCUGCUCGGUGACCGAGACGAGAUCCGGAGAAAGAGCUGGAAGUCAGCCGUGUUAGCGACGAUCUAUCGAGAGCUGUGUAUAUGCUCGAAGAUGGGUGCGAAACAAGCUGGCGAUGCUAUGUUCAUCCUCCAGCUCUAGGCAUGGGAGCAUCUUUCGAUGUUCGUACCUCGAGACCUACGAAAAUUCUGGGCGGAAAAUUAGCUGCUACGAGUUGUGGCAAAUGCACCCUAUGGUGCCAAGUAAGUUUAUUUUUUACAUUUAUCAGUUUAGUAUUUUAUAAUUUGUGGACAAUUACCAAUACCAAUAUUGUAAAAUAAAUUAUACACCCAAUU
This is a messenger RNA of Linum trigynum, 3058 nucleotides long. The record is from the annotation of a GenBank genome assembly. NCBI's taxonomy places the organism in Eukaryota, Viridiplantae, Streptophyta, Magnoliopsida, Malpighiales, Linaceae.